GGGUACAGGCGACAGAAAUUUCUUUAGAACUUUUAUGUUUGUAAUAUUUAUGUUGAAUUUAACAACUUCUUCUGUUAAAGGCAUUAGAUUUAGAUGGGCCUUUGGAAAUAGCCGUGGUAAUCAGGAACCCUCCAAGACUUCCAUUGGUGGCCGGGGAGGAAGUUCGUUUUGGCAGGAAGAUGUUUUCAAUACUUGGGUGUUUGGCGGAAAGGGUAUAUAUAAUGGACGACCAUCCAUGAAAAAUGAUCUAUGGAAAUAUAAUGUUAGGGAAAGAAAGUGGACUUUGGAACAUCCUGGGUCUGAAAGUUUAGAUAUAUCUUCCAAAAAUAAGAACAGGGCACCUGUUCCAAGGAGGUAUGCAUCAAUGUGCGGGGUGCCUGGGACACUAAUUGUUGUGUUUGGGGGGAUGAAUAAGGAUAAACAGGUGCUUGGAGACACCUGGGUAUUUGUAUUCAAGAAAAAAGAGUGGCUUCCAUUGUCAGAAAUGUUAAAGAAUCUGAGAAACGAGAGCAUUGGAGAGUCCCCUGAUCCAAGAGCUGAUGCUGUUGUGUGGUGUAUGCAGACAAAAAUGAUGCUUUUUGGAGGCAUUUCUGAGACUUUGGACCAGUAUGAUGAUAUGUGGGAAUACAGCCUUAUUGAUCUUAAUUGGAGGCAAGAGAAACUCUCCUCAGAACUUCACAGAAAAGGAAUCAUCCGUCCACAGAUAACGUACCCAGCAGGUCGUAGUGGUGCAACAGCUUGGGUUGGCCACAAUGAACAGCUGUACAUGUUUUCUGGAAACACGCAAACCAAAAACAAAGUGGAUUCUCAUCACAAUUCAGGAUUUUCCACUGAUCUGUGGAAUUUUGACUGCAAGAAAAAUGCAUGGGUGAAAAUAAUGGGGGACCCAAAUAAGUGCUUGGCAGGUUAUUAUGGCAAAAAAGGCAUGGCAAACAAAAAAAAUAUUCCAGGAUGUCGGAGGGGAGCAAUUCAUUGGACUGAUAGUGAGGGGCACUUGUGGAUGUUUGGAGGAGAGGGGGCCUCUUCAGACCCCAGGACAAUCUCUGAUGAAGUUCCAGAUGUCAUUCUGAAUGACCUCUGGUACUUUGACCUUGACUAUAAAAUGUGGUCAUGGAUGGGUGGAUCUGACAGAGCCAGUGACCCGGGAAGUUACGGUUCAGCAGACAAUGAAUUUGAUCAUGGAAGAUAUCCAAGCUGUCGAACAGAUGCCAUGUCUUUCAAUACAUGGAACGAACUGUAUGUAGUUGGAGGGAUAGGACAUGACUCCACUAAAGCUUUCAGUCUGUUAGAUGAUGUAUGGGGUAUUGACGUCCACAGUGAGGUUAAUUACAGAGAUGCGGCUUGGCCAGGAUCUGUGUUCAUGCUUAUUUUUUUCUUUAUUGGCUUAUUACUUGUUCUGGUUGUUACUUUUAGUUUUGCUCGUAAAUAUUUCUCAGGGAGUAAGAAAAAUGAAAGUAAGAAGUAUGAUGUAGAAUACUCCAUGCUCCAGGAUGAAGCAGAUUAAAGAAUCAGUGCUUCCAUAUGAAGCAGAUUAUAGUCUACUUCAAAAAGUAUAUUUCAGUUACAUGUAUAUAAAUAUUUGUGUAAAUUUUGUUAAAAGUAUUUGAUGUUGAAUAUUUAAGUUUUUCAGACUUUACCCCACCUUGAUUACAUAAUCAGGCUGUAAACUGUGAUACUAUACAAAAAUAUGAUCUCUUUAUUAAAUGAAAUCCACAGCAAUCUAGCUGCAGAUGUAUUUCACUGGUCAAAAAAAAAUUCAGAUGGACGACUAGUGAGCUACAGUGCCACCCAUUGAUGAAAUUGUAUAUUUAUUGCGCACAAAAAGGUGUGCUGGUUUUUUUAUUUAUUUCUUCAUAUAUUUAAACUGUACAUGUCAUCUCAAAAUAUUUUUAACCUUGUGUUCCUAGCAUAUACAUAUAUUCUUUUACUAUUUCCACAACAAGACAUUGCUCAUAACAGUUUAGCCCUCCUGAACCUGAAAUUGAGGCUAUAUAUUGAAAAUUUUCAGCUAUUAAUACUGCCAUUUGGAGAGGUAAGACAAUUUUUCCAACAUGCUUGAUCCAGAAUGAGAAGUCUAAGGAAUUUUUUAAAUUAAUUGAGUUUUUUUGCAGUUGAGAAAUAAAUCCAGAAACCAGCGCAACUUGUUGUGUGCAGUAAAUACAGUUUUUUCAGGGGUGGCACUAGAGCUCUUCAGUCUGUCAAUAUAUAUUUUUUGGAGAGCUACAGUUCUGCAGCUACCUGCAAUCAAAUUUCAGCAUCAUUGUUGAUGUAUUUUCAUCAUUGUUUAUAAUUUUGUAAUUACUUAUUAUUACAAAUGUGCAUGUGUGUGUUGUAUUAUUUUGUUUUGUUUUUAAUUCUAUAUUAUUUUUUCUGUAUAAUUAUUCCACUGUUGUAGACCAUUGGUAAAAUAUUAAUUAAUCUAAAUAUGGUAAUAUUAUUUGUGUAUACAUUAAAAGCACAAUCACAAAAGCUGAACCCCCCCCCCCCCUCUUCCCCACCUGCACCCCACAUACACAUCUACUCCAGACUAAUAUUUGUGUUAUAAGGCACACUGUAAUUAUGACAGAAAACCUUUAAUAUAAAAGAUUUAAACAUAUUUACAUUGUGCAAGACCUACAUUCAAAAAAUGGUGUCUUGAUAGAUAGAUUAUCGGUAUAAACAGUUCACCAGUAGUGGACACAGAUUUAUCUAUUUAGAGGCAUUACUGUAGAUUCCUUAUUUUAUGCGAGUACUUAAUAUUGCGAAAUGGACAUAGGACCUCAAAUCACUAGAAUAAUAAUUCGCAAGUGGACGACUGAUGAAGAGAUUUUACAUACAUUUAAGCACCAUAAAAAUAAAAGCGCAUACAUAAUUUUAUUUUACGAGUGGUGCUUUUCAUGAAAUUUUGCGAUAAUUAUUCCUCGCAUAUAUUUAGGGAUUUGCAGUAUGUUAAUAGUACUACAGUCAUCAAUGUAUUUAAUUGUUUCUGUAUUUUUUAUGCCCCCGGAUCCAAAGAUCCCAGGGGUAUAUUGUUUUUGUCAUGUCUGUCUGUUUGUCUGUCUGUUGUCAACUUUAACCUUGCCCA
Molecule: messenger RNA, 3064 nt
Organism: Saccostrea echinata
Lineage: Eukaryota; Metazoa; Mollusca; Bivalvia; Ostreida; Ostreidae
Exons: 2
Coding region: 35-1504 (489 amino acids)
Molecular function (GO): protein binding
Source: RefSeq, a predicted model, not a curated record